Molecule: messenger RNA, 3331 nt
Organism: Chaetomium strumarium
Lineage: Eukaryota; Fungi; Ascomycota; Sordariomycetes; Sordariales; Chaetomiaceae
Exons: 5
Coding region: 470-3331 (953 amino acids)
Molecular function (GO): acyltransferase activity
Source: RefSeq, a predicted model, not a curated record
GGCUACUGACCACAUCCGGCUGCAACGAGCAAUCGGGGUCAUUGAUUUUAUUACCCGCGUAGCGGGCUCACAGCACUAGUUUUGCCAAGACAGGUGGUCGUUUUGACUUGGCUGGCCGGGCCUCGGCUUGGCUUGUUUUGAAAUGUCUGGUCUUAUUGGGAGCGCUGGGUCAAAGCCUCAGAGGCAUGGCUCACCAACUGUUGGAGGUACGGCCUAUGAUGUAUUUAAACUACCAACCUCUCACUCUGGGAAUCAUCGGUAGAAAAACUAGAAAUCUCAUCCUACUAAGAGACUCUACACGACAGUGAGAUAAUCCGCUACACGCUCGAGACGGUCUAAAGCGAAUCGACCAUGUCCGAACACAACACCGGUGCUAGCGCCGCGAAACGCCCGGAAGCUAUUCCAGGUUCGACUAGGGGGGUGGUUCUCAGUCUCAACCUACUGGAAAAUACGUCUCACUCGUACAGCAAUGCCUGGCCCACGAUCAAUCGCUUCCGUCCCCCCCGCGCCCCAAUACGGGCCUACCCUAGAGGCAUCCUUGGAACUCCUGGACGUCAUGGGCUACCAGGGCAAAGAUAAAGUCGUUGAAACCUUGGCCUUCGUCGGUGCUGAGUUAAAGGAACGUUUCGAGGCAGCUGCGCGAACGAAGCACAUCUCGAAAAAGAACUGGGUCACUUCGGAAUAUCGGGAUAGGUUCCUACGCCUGAGAGGCCCGCUCGUCAACACGACCCUGGUGGGCCUCAUGAAAACACCCCCAGGCUCGUCGUAUGCGCUGACGACGGCCGCUAUGCUCUUGUAUGCCGUUGCUAAGGUGUAUCGGUCCUCCGACAUCGUCAAAACCUUCGGAACCGAUGGAGGAUCCAAGAAGUUCGAGACCAGACAACUGCGGGAGGGAUUCGCCACGGUCCGUAUUCCUGGUAUCAAGGCCGAUUCAUUUCAGACAAGCCCCGGUUCCCGACAUGCUCUGGUCUGGUACAACGGACUUGUGUUCGAGGUACAGAUUUUGAAUGGCACGUAUGAGCCAGUGCCUCUCAACAUCAUUAUGCGACAGCUCCUAGAGAUCCAAAGCCAGUGCAGCAAGCAAACGAGCGACACCCCGACUGUGGCCACCUUGUCGUCGUACUUACCUCGGGCCGAUUGGGCGGGCAGAAGGGCAAGUCUACUCAGGACGCACCCCGGAGAGAUGAAGAUCCUCGAGACCGCUAUUACAUCCAUCGGAAUCGAGAGACAGAGGCCGUCCAACUCCAAAGAGGCAGUCGCCCAGAGGCAAGGUUUCAGCACAGUCUACUCGGACCAGACACUCGGCUACUUGGUCUUCCCGAGUGGUUCCUACGUCUAUCGCGGCGAACACGGUGCCCUCGACGGCGGGGCCGCACUGCGCAUUGCCGAGGCGAUUGGCCGUGUUAUGGAGAGCAUUCCCGAGCCCAUCCGGUCUGCUGCAUUCUCCAAGGCGGCGCCUGCAUCCUCCAAGGCGGCGCCGCGGCCGCGCAGAAUCAACCUUCCUCCGGUCACAGUCCAUGUCGACGUCUCGAAAACUAGACCGUCGUUCUUGCAGGCAUCGGAGACCGGUAUAAUCCAGAGAAGCGAGGACGAUCUCCGAAAGCUAAAGCACCAGCGGCUAUACGGUUUUGUAUUACAGAUGGCGCUUCAGGUGGCCUUGCAACAUGUAUCGCCUAACAGUUUCACCUCGCUGAUCGAGGCGACAUCGACUCGCGACUUUGCCUACGGUCGAUGCGAUCCCAACUGGCUUAUCACGCACGAGUCCAAGAGGUUCUGCAGCACCCUUAUAACAGGCGCUACCGAUCGGGAUAGCCAGCAACUCUUCGAAGCUGCCUACAAGAAGUAUAUGAGCUCCCUUCGCCGGACUCGGCAGUCUUUCGCUCUUGCCGCCAACAUUGACCUGCUCCACUCGGCGGUUACGGAGCUAAAGGACAAGAGAGCGAAAAGUGUCUUGCUGCCUAUCUUUCCGCCUCUCUGGGCCAGAGAUGCCUAUCUUCAAGGAUAUUCGUCGGACCAGCUGUUUGAUCCAUUGUACGAGUCCGAGCAACGCUAUGAGGCUAUCGAGCUUAGGACCUUUCACGAUAAGGCGACCACGAAGGCGUGUACGGAAGGGGGGCAGAAGGAUCUUGCGACGCCAAACUUGCAGACCGUCAACAAGGAAGAGCUGUGCACUUGGCUGCUGUCAGAAGUCGGGCACGGCGAGGCCGGAUCUCAAUGUUUGCCGCAGGCAUCCGCUACUACUAGUACUCUUCGACUGGUCCACAUACGCCAGCAAGGACGUGGCCUUCUCAUCUCGCCGUCGGCCCUCGAUCGAAUACUCGACGGCAUGAAGGCAGACCCCGCAAUCAGAUACAUGAUAUGCCGUGACUAUGACGGCUUCCAUGAGUGGCGCGGCGGGGGCUAUCGGUUGACGAGGUUCUAUGGGCUGGCGCUCUUUGCCCUGGUCUGGACGUUUGAUCCAGUGAGCAUGACGACCACUGCGCUAUUUAUCGAUCGCGCGGGGGGAUCACAUCGUUUUGAAGAGUUCGUCGACGUCCUGCGGGGAUACCAAAGCCACAUGCACACACCGUCGCUCCUCUGUUUCGUGUCGUGCUAUUUCCUGCUGGAGCUGUUCGAUCGCGAGACUGUUGGCGAAAGGCUGCAGACGGUCCAGUACAUCGAGAUGCGGACGGGCUUUGCCCCGGACAUGAACUCGUUUGCGGACCUCUCGUGGGGACGUCACCAUCGUCUACAUUGGGACAUUGAUCAACUAUCCUGGUUGCUUCGAGAGGUCAACGACGUGACAAUCAACAUCAGCAACCACGUCCGGCACCAGGAGAGCUCACGAGUGCUUCUCGGGAAGCUGUGCCACCGCUCGAACGGCACAUGUCAACCUAUCGAGUAUAUUCUCUACCUCAAGGUCAGAGCCGAGCGGCUUUCCACCGUUCUGUUUGCGCUGCUUACCCACGAGGACGCCAGCUCGAGCAUCGCGCUGGCGGCGGCUGCCAAGCACGAUAGCUCGUCGAUGAAGACGAUCGCAGUGAUGACCAUGGCCUUCCUGCCCGCAACCUUCUUCGCCGCCCUCUUCGCCGUGCCAUCGCUUCAGUGGGACCAGUCGACGGUCGUGCAGGAUAACUUCUGGGUGUACUGGGCGUUUACUGCCCCCACAACCGUGCUGGUGUUCUUGAUCUGGCUGCUGGCUACCAAGCGGCCUUGGUUAUACGGCUUGGGGUGGGAGCUGGAGUGUGAUCGCUUCGUGGGCCCUGGACUGUUAGGAUUCAGGUCGGUUGUUGUGUGUAACCUCGAUGUCCAUUCCCACGAAGUCACGGGGCGGAGGGCGUUGCUCGCAUAG